Messenger RNA from Cladocopium goreaui, 885 nucleotides. Lineage: Eukaryota; Dinophyceae; Suessiales; Symbiodiniaceae. The record is from the annotation of a GenBank genome assembly.
AUGAUUCCGAGAUCAGUGGGGAAAUCGACCUCUACACUGCAGGCCCACCCUGGUUUGCAGAAUGGCUUGCAGGAUAAACGUGCUGAUGUGCUGCUGCGUGUUCUGCAAACGAUUAAGACCAUUCAGCCCCUGACAUUUGCCUUGGAGAAUGUCAAACCAUUAGCGCGGCACAAGAAGUUCAAGCUCCUCUUUGAUUUCAUUUUGGCUUUCCUACGUUCCAUCGAAGAUGCAAAUGGCGAGAAAGUGUACCAAGUGGAAUGCAAGGCGGACCCUUCCAUGAAAUGGCAGUGGCCAGCCCGCAUCCCUUGCAGGAGCGUGUCCAGUUUGCUGGACUGCACAGAUGUCUCUGACUUACACCACGGCGUGACCACGGAGAAAGGCAAAGCAAGGGUCCAGCAGCACCUGGUGUCAGUCGCCAAAAUGAUCCAGGAUUCCAUUCUGAAGUGUUCUGCCACGAAGGCGUCACAGGAUGCUGUGUGGUGCGCCGAUGUGGGGUGCAGCUUGAAGCGUGGCGCGACAGCCCUGCCUGAAAAGUCACCGACGUUGACGCACAGUCGGUGCAAGUCUGGAGGUCACAUGUUGCUACCCACGCAGCGGUACAUGACUUUGAAUGAAAUUGAAGAACUUCAGGGGUUUCCAGGACGACAUUUACGGAUCCCUACCGGAGUCAGCAAGAAGAAGUAUGCAGGCAUGCUUGGCAACGUUUUCACUGUCAGUGUGAUUGGCAGGGUUGCGUUGAUUUUGCUGAAAAUGGUCGGCAAGGUGCCCCCCGAACAUUUUGACCCAUGGGCAAUGCCGAGCAUGAAGCAUGACUUUGUCGACUACAGCCGCUUCAGUGGAAUGAAGCGCCGCUGCGUGAGGAGAGAUGGCCACACAGACUCAUAG